Molecule: messenger RNA, 762 nt
Organism: Talaromyces amestolkiae
Lineage: Eukaryota; Fungi; Ascomycota; Eurotiomycetes; Eurotiales; Trichocomaceae
Exons: 1
Coding region: 1-762 (253 amino acids)
Biological process (GO): RNA processing
Cellular component (GO): cytoplasm; nuclear exosome (RNase complex)
Molecular function (GO): RNA binding
Source: RefSeq, a predicted model, not a curated record
AUGGAGAAUUCACUACCAGCUCUCGCCGUCCCAGGACAACAACUCGCCACUACAGCAACUUACCUCCCCGGUGCAGGCACCCACGUCCAGAAUGGAAUCAUUUGUGCCUCCAUCUCAGGCCCGGUAUUCGUCGAACAACUCUCAGGACAGACGAAAUCAAAAGUCACAAAAUCGAUACUGAGUGUCUUGCGCUCCGGCGUCAGCAAUAUAGGACCCAAUGGUACGGUGCAAAAMCCAGCCGCACCAGCACCGGCAACGGCAACAGCAACAGCGACGACAGUAGCAGGAACCAAAAAACCCAAAUACAACACUCUACCCGCCGUCGACUCAGUAGUCCUUGCGCGCGUCACACGCGUCCAAAAGCGACAGGUCACUUUGUCUAUUCUCGUUGUUCUAGACGACUCCUCAUACUCCGACAACGACAAUAUCGCCGCCAUCCUGACCUCAGCCGCCAACCCCGAGAAUCAGAGCACAUCCGACGAACUACGCUUCCAGGCCCUGAUCCGCAAGGAAGACGUCCGCGCCGUUGAGAAAGAUCGCGUUGUGUUAGAGGAGAUGUUUCGUGUGGGAGACGUUGUGCGAGGCAGUGUUAUAUCGUUGGGUGAUCAGAGUUUUUAUUAUUUGACGACUGCGCGGAACGAUCUGGGUGUUGUGAUGGCGCGCAGUGAGGCGGGGAACAUGAUGUUUCCGGUUAGUUGGAGGGAGAUGAAGGAUCCAGUGACGGGGGUGCCGGAGUCGAGGAAGGUUGCAAGGCCGUUCUGA